Molecule: messenger RNA, 4250 nt
Organism: Cheilinus undulatus (humphead wrasse)
Lineage: Eukaryota; Metazoa; Chordata; Actinopteri; Labriformes; Labridae
Product: endothelin receptor type B-like
Exons: 8
Coding region: 334-1572 (412 amino acids)
Biological process (GO): enteric nervous system development; vasoconstriction; G protein-coupled receptor signaling pathway
Cellular component (GO): membrane
Molecular function (GO): endothelin receptor activity
Source: RefSeq, a predicted model, not a curated record
GGAAGGAGCUGAGGACCCUAAUGCACAGCAGGACAGAGUGUACACACCGUCAGCUCUCUUGUUCACCUUACCAAAAACAUCGUGGUUUUUCAAAUGUUAGAGGAAUAACUGUGGAAUUCCAACGGAUUAUUCAUCCGAAGUCUUUGCCAGUGAUCAAACCUCGACUCCACGUUCAGGGCAAACGAGCUCAGACUUAAACCUUCGCUGCCAGGUCCGAGGCAAGGCCCUGUGUGUAGACGUGUGUGAAUAUGUGCGUGUGAGUGCAUUUGAGUGUGCACUUCAGACCCCUGCUUGCCUUUGAGAGAGAGGACAUCUUGUUUUGCAAGUGCAAAGAUGAGGGCCAUUGCUCUACUGUGUCUACUGAUGUUAGCUGAGACCGAAGCCUCUCGGGUCGUACGAGACUCCCAGAGUAGCCCUGAGGUUUCAGAACCCUACAAGAACAACGCUUCUGUCCCACUUCCACCCCUACAGCCGGCCCGGCCACGGGGGUCUUUCCCUCCCAUGUGCAUAAAGCCCACUGAGAUCAAGCAUGCCUUCAAGUAUGUGAACACCAUCGUCUCCUGUCUCAUCUUUGUGGUGGGGAUCAUUGGAAACUCCUCGCUGCUCAGGAUCAUAUAUAAGAACAAGUGCAUGAGGAAUGGGCCGAAUGUCCUGAUUGGCAGCCUGGCUUUGGGGGACCUGCUCUAUAUUAUCAUUGCCAUCCCCAUCAACGUGUUUAAGCUCAUAGCUGAAGACUGGCCCUUUGGUGUAUACAUUUGCAAAUUGUUCCCGUUCAUCCAGAAAGCUUCAGUGGGAAUCACUGUCCUUAGCCUGUGCGCUCUCAGCAUUGACCGGUAUCAUGCAGUGACGUCAUGGAGUCGGGUGAAGGGCAUGGGUAUUCCUCUGUGGAAAGCAGUGGAGGUGACUCUAAUCUGGUUGGUUGCUGUGGUGUUAGCUGUCCCUGAAGCGCUGGCGUUCGACAUGCUGGAGAUACCAUACAGAGGCAAUAAGCUGCGUGUGUGUAUGCUUCCGCCACAGCAGACAACCAGCUUUAUGAAGUUCUACCAGGAUGUGAAAGACUGGUGGCUGUUUGGUUUCUAUUUCUGUCUCCCGCUGGCCUGCACAGGGAUUUUCUAUACACUCAUGUCCUGUGAGAUGCUCAGCCGCAAAAAAGGCAUGCGCAUCGCACUCAAUGACCACAUGAAACAGCGGAGGGAAGUUGCAAAAACAGUGUUCUGCCUAGUGUUGAUUUUUGCUCUCUGCUGGCUGCCCCUUCAUCUCAGCCGAAUUCUGAAGAAAACAAUCUACGAUGAAUACGACCCCAACCGCUGUGAACUGCUCAGCUUCCUGUUGGUGAUGGAUUACAUCGGUAUCAACAUGGCCUCCCUUAACUCCUGCAUUAACCCAAUUGCCCUCUAUUUUGUCAGCCAAAAGUUUAAAAACUGCUUCCAGUCUUGCUUGUGCUGCUGGUGCUACAGAACAUCUCCCCUAGAUGGACCAGGUUCAGGGGGACGCUGGAAGGGUUCUUGCAAUGGUAACGGACUAGACCGCUCCAGCUCUCGCUCCAGUCAGAAAUACACAAGCUCUUCAUAAACUCAAAGACACACACAUUACAAUCAUCUCCUGCCACAAAAACCAAAACUGCUCAUAGCAGUUUCUGACAUGGAGAAACAGCUUUAUCACUGCCAGACAGAUCCUGAUGGUGGGGGGAAAUGGAGCAACAUGCUGUAGAAGUUACUCCUGGAGAAUGGACAGUAGGACUGCUAAAAAGAAAGAAAAGAGGUUGGACUGAACUGAUGACUGAAAUAUCAGGACUAUUACUUUUCAGGGUGUAAUACUAACUGCAAAAUAUACAGUGAAACCAAAGCUACAGAAAUGUGGUUGUGUUCUGGCAGUAUGUUCAUGAAGAAAACUAAAGAUCUCUCAUGAUAAAUGCAUUUAAAGGAAUGUUUAUUAAAGCCACAUGUAAACGUAUGUACAGGACUGCUCACAUGUUGACUUAACUUCAUAUCUACUCUUAGUUUUUCCAUUUAUGAAUUACAGCUUCCUUUUGAAGUUUUUCCAUACAUCACAGGGAAACCUGUGUUCAUUAGCUGAUUAAUUACUGGAUGAUGUCACUGAGCUCCUACUUGCACCCUGGUGACAUCAUACCAGAGUAAAAUGGGCCCCACUGUGUCUAACAGCCAUGGAGAGAGUCAAACAUUGAACAUCUGUUAUCUGGAAAUCAUCACUGCUUGGAGUGGUCAUAUGGAGGGCAGCUGUUGUCCAAGAAAGCUAAGAGAUACCAGAUGAUUCUCAUCAUGCUACAUAAAAAGGUCACUAUAACACCUUGUAUUGUUGCAGUGCUCAUGCUGUUAUAAAUGAUUUGCUCUCUGGUUAAAGUCUCUCGAAGUAAAAAAAAAAAAAAAAACUGUUUGUGACAUUGCAGCUUAACUACGUAUGUGUUCAAUAUCAUAAAACCUUGAAAGUCAGUUUACUCUUCCAACAUCAUGCAUCUAUUUGUGAUUCCAAACAUUUCACCUCCAUCACUCUGUGGUCCUGUUACAAAGAUGUUCCUGUGGCAGGAAAUAACUCAGAAAACUACUUCUGAGAGCUGCUUGAGGAAAACGUUGUUUUUUUUUAACUGGUCAAUUUAAAAGCUUUAAGAAAGGAAGGAAAAAAGAAAUCAUGUACAGCUGGUUAUUUUUAACCACUGAAUAAUUUUAGUGGAGAUUUUCUUUUUCUAAUAGCUGAAGAAAUUAUUUAGAUACAUUUGUUGCUUUCUUUUUAAUAUAAUAAAGGAUCUUUAACUAAUAAUGUAUUUAAACUGCAUUUGUGAAGGAGAAAUGAAAAUGAAAUAUGUUCACACUCACUGAUCACUUUAUUAGGUAUACUCGUUCAAUGGCUCAUUAAAUCAGAUAUAACAGCCCAUUUCACUUGAACAAGGUAGCAUUAGAUGCAUUUUGACAUGUAGACUUGAUCAAAGUCUUCAGGCCUACUUGUCAAAAAAUCAUUUUCAGUGGGUUGUGUACGUGUGCCUAGAAAAAAAUUAGUGGCACAACGUUUAAUGAUAUGCUUUUAUUUGAAGGAUAUUUCUGCACUUCUUUUUUCUGCCACAUCUUUUGUUCCAUUUCGAGUGAGAACUGCCCCAUGCUGUAGGGGGCAUUUUUAAAUGAAGCCCCAAAAUAAAAGUACAGAUUUUCAACCCCUGUACUUCUCUCUACACAUGCACCCUCACUCACUCAGUGCUCAUUAGCUCAUUGAGAGCUAAUGGGAACUAAUAUUAUUUUCAACUGAUCUGGGAUGGAAUGGAGAGAGAGAGCAGUGUAAUAUGAAGAAUAAAAGAAAUAAAAGACAAAAACUGUAAUAAUACAGCUAAUACUACUUAUAAUAAAAAGAAGAGGAUAUUAAAUAGAGAUGUAAUUUUCAAAUUUUCUGUGAGUACUUUGAUUGUAAAUGAAGUGCCAAGAUUGCAUGAAAUAGUAUCAAAAUAGAGUUUUUUAUUAAGAAAAAAAAAAAACCUGGGGGAGAAACCCCCAGACCCCUACUGAGGUCUGGGCUGUGCCUUUAUACGCCCAAUGAGAUCCUGUUGUCUUUGCACACUGUAGUUAUCUCAGAUCAUUAUGAAGAUCCCUACUGGAUUUAUGUUUGACUUUUAUAGUGAGUUAUAUGAGAAAUGAAUGAAAUGUGAUUUAACUGACCUUUAAUGUGACAUGGUUGUUGGUGGUCUUGCAGAUUUUAUGUUUGCGCUGAAUUCUAACUAUCAUUUGAAUGCCCCUCAGAACUGCAGCUCCUCAAACCAGGCAGUGUUUUUCCAAUCUUCUAUGGUCCACUUUUGGUGAGCCUGUGUGAAUUUUAGCCUCAGUUCCUUGUUCCUCGCUGACAGGAAGGGCACCUGGUGUAGUCUUCAACUGCUGUAAUCACUGGAAUUCAAGGUUUGAAGGUUUUCAGCGGUGACUUUCUCUUUGCCACUCUUCCAUAAAGCUUUGACUGAUGAAGAACCAGGUUAACAGUUGUGUGCAGAGUUGUUCCCAUCUUAGCUGCUGAAGUUUUUCCUUCAGAGUAGUCAUAGGGGUCUUGGUGGCCUCUCUCACAGGUCUCCUUCUUGCACAGUCGCUCAGUUUUUAAGGACGGCAAUGUCUAGACAGAUUUGCACAGGCUCCGUAUUUAUAUCUUGAUGAUGGAUUUAAUUGAACUUGUGGAUGUUUAGUGACUUGGAUUUUUUUUAAAUCCAUCCCCUGGCUUUUAUCUUUCAGUAACCUUUUCUCUGAGUUUCUUGGAGUGUUCUUUUG